AUGAAACGUCCAGUUGACAUCAAUGAAUUGCUUGGAGUGAAGGCCGAUCGUGGACCCGCUUCAAACGGGGAAAAACCCAUGUUUUUGACCAAAAAAAGACGAGCUGAAGCAGCAGCAGAAGGAAGCCGUAAUGCAAGCACAAAUCAAGAGUCUGAGGACGUCAAGCGGCUCAGCUGGCGUAAGAAUGGGACCCAUUCUAUGGAGGAAUCAAAAGGGCCGAUCAAUGUUGGUCUAUCGGAUGGCCAAAAAAAUGAAAGAGAACGAGAAUCUCGGAGAAAAUUCAAUUUCGACUGGAGGCCGGAAGACGACACAACGCUGGGUUCUGAUCCUCUGGUCAAUUUGAAAGCAUCCAAACUUUUGAAAUCAAGGCCUGCUGCGAUAGAAGAUGUGUAUAUGGGCAAGCAUUGGACGCAAAAAUCGCUACAGGACAUGACCGAUCGAGACUGGCGUAUUUUGCGGGAGGACUUUCAUAUUGAGACAAAAGGGGGGUCGAUAAGACACCCACUUAGAAAUUGGAGUGAGACUGGCAUCAUCCCGUCAGACUUGUUGCAAAUUAUAGAGAGCAAGCUCAAUUACGUGGAACCCACGCCAAUCCAGAGAAUCACCAUUCCGAACGCAAUAGACAGACGUGAUUUUUUGGGUGUAGCUGUUACUGGUUCCGGUAAAACCUUGGCUUUUUUGAUUCCUUCGCUGUGCCAACUCAGCAACACGCCUCCGCUCAAUGAUAUCACGAAACUUGACGGUCCCUCUGUAUUGAUUUUAGCGCCCACCCGAGAACUUGCUCAGCAGAUUGAGGCAGAGGCUCAAAAGAUUGUGAAGCAUUGGACUCGUCAAACUAGUGUAGCGAGCAUCGUUGGAGGUCAUUCCAUAGAAGAAAUAUCCUACUCUUUGCAAAAUGGCUGCGAUAUCCUAGUGGCCACUCCAGGUCGUUUGAUCGACUGUUUGGAGUCUCAUAUGUUGGUUUUGAACAACGUACAAACGCUCGUUCUCGAUGAAGCAGAUCGUAUGAUUGAUCUAGGCCUUGAAGAUCAAGUGACGACCAUCCUUUCGAGGGCAGACUCUGGAGGUAGACGAAGACAGACUAUGAUGUUUACAGCAACCAUGUCAAAUUCGAUAGAGCGAAUAGCCAGUGGGUAUUUGGACAAACCAGCUCAUGUACGCGUCGGAGCCCAAGAAGCAAGCGGGAUUGUUAAGCAGGUGGUAGAUUUUAUUCCCAGUGAAGAGCAACGGUUCAUCAAGCUCUCAAAAGAGAUUCUUCCCGCGUUCGAGGCACCUAUCAUGAUCUUCAUCAAUUACAAACGAACUGCCGAUUGGCUGGCAAACAAGUUCGCUUCCGAAACCAAAUAUAGAGUAACAACAUUACACGGCUCAAAAUCUCAAGAUCAAAGAGAACAUUCUUUGAGCUUGCUUCGAAGUGGGAAGGCUGAUAUCAUGAUAGCGACUGAUGUAGCAGGAAGAGGUAUCGACAUCCCAAAUGUGUCGCUGGUUGUGAAUUUUCAAAUGUCCAAGAGUUUUGAGAAUUACAUCCACCGCAUAGGUAGAACGGGUAGAGCGGGAAAAAGUGGCUGCUCUAUAACAUUUCUCGGUGACGGCGAUGACCCCAAAAUAGUUGAGGAGCUUUGGAAUCAUGUCAAAGAUACCAAUGUCAAUAACGUCAAUGACCUGAAAUCUUCUGUGCGAAAAAAGUUCAACUUUAGUGACAACCAUUUGAAGCCCAUUCUUUUUUAA
Lachancea sp. 'fantastica' is the source of this 1728-nucleotide messenger RNA. The record is from the annotation of a GenBank genome assembly. Lineage: Eukaryota; Fungi; Ascomycota; Saccharomycetes; Saccharomycetales; Saccharomycetaceae.